Messenger RNA from Mixia osmundae IAM 14324, 4386 nucleotides. RefSeq lists its product as uncharacterized. Gene Ontology annotation, cellular component: endoplasmic reticulum. Gene Ontology annotation, molecular function: phosphatidylcholine lysophospholipase A1 activity. The record is from RefSeq and is a predicted model, not a curated record. Gene Ontology annotation, biological process: phosphatidylcholine metabolic process. NCBI's taxonomy places the organism in Eukaryota, Fungi, Basidiomycota, Mixiomycetes, Mixiales, Mixiaceae. Bases 46 to 4386 code for a protein of 1446 amino acids. The transcript has 8 exons.
GCCAACGUCAAAAGAGUGACCCUUCCCCAGCUGCCGGCAGCAAGCAUGGACGAGCCAGACGGCGAGCAGCAGCGUAUGGCGUGGAGUAUCGUCCAGUGGCUGUCUAGCGCCAUCGUCUGGCUCCUCCAUCUGGCGACCAUCAGGCUGCCGAGAACGAUCUUUGCGACUGUCCAUUGGGGCACGGUGGUCACUCUCGAGUUCGACUUUGCCAAGCUUGUCAUGCUCAUCUUCUUGUCAUUGACUCUGCUGUCCUUCUACGUCAAGUACAAGUACCUCAACCGCUACACCAAGCUCAGAGAGGCUCCCUUGACCCGAGAUGACGGCUUCGACUUGCAUCCAGAUGUCGCAACCGAGCAAGCCGAGAGUGGCUUCAAGAACUACCUCGACGAGUUUCUCUCGGCCAUUCGCAUCUUUGGCUUCCUGGAGAAGCCUGUCUUCCAUGAGCUGGCGAGACAUCUCCAAACGCGCAGGCUCGUUGCGGGCGACACGCUCUCGCUUGAUUCCGACAAGAGUUUCUACAUUGUCAUCGACGGUGUCAUGCAGGUCUAUGCUCAGACCGACCCAUCUGCUCGAUAUCGCGCGCACGACGCGUAUGACGAUGAGGACGACAAUGGCUUUCAGCUUCUCAACGAGGUCGAGAACGGUGGCACACUCAGCAGCCUCUUUACGAUUCUCAGUUUGUUCACAGAGGAUGUUCAGCUGCGAUAUGAGGAGGAUGACAUGCUCUCGCCCGGUAACGGGAUUCCGCCUCCUUCGAACAGGCGGAGCAAGAGCACUUCGAGGGACGCAGACGUGUCAAGUCUCAGACUUGACGAGUCCCCAGGUUCGAGUCGGCAUCAUCGCAGGAGCUCAAGCGCUCAUCGUCGAGCCAGUCGAUUACGCUCAUCAUCGCAAGCUAGCGAAUCCUCAGCCAUUGCGGAUGAGAGCGACACCGCAGACGACGACGACGAUAACGAAGGACCUGGCAGUGGGCGCCCGCCAAGGUCCGGCGUUACAAUCAAGGACAUCCCGCCCUCGCCUCUGCUUGAUCAGCCGACUCUACCAGACACACCUGGGAUACGCACCCCGCCGCGAGAGUCUACUAUAGCGCGAGCCAAAGUAGACACAACGCUCGCAGUGAUACCUGCAGAUGCUUUCAAGAAGCUCACGAAGCGAUUCCCUAACGCUUCUGCCCACAUUGUUCAAGUGAUCCUCACUCGACUUCAGCGUGUCACUUUUCUCACUUCGCACAAGUAUCUCGGCUUAACUUCAGAAGUCGUCAGGACCGAGAAGGCCAUCAAUGCGCUGGCCUGCUACCCUUUACCGCGAGCAUUCUACGAAUCUGGCGGCCUGCAGCAUCUGCGGCAGCGCUUUUUACCAGACACCGAAGAUAUAGACCUCGGUCAGCCCGAACAGCAACUAGAUUACUUUGCGCUCGGUCUGCCAACGCCAAGCGCUGGUCCUCGCAUGGACUACAUGCUCGGAUCGCCACCUGGGGAGCAGCCCAGCGAGGGUGUCAAGCUGACCUAUCGCAAGCCUUCGUUUCCCUCGAGUGGGGGUCUCAGCUACUCACGCGUGAAGAAAGCGGGCGAUAUACUCAGCAUGGCCAACAUUACUGACGAGCCAGAAUCAUUCACGACUAAUGAGAAUGGGCCACUACCAAGUCGACAUCGAAGGACAUCAAGCUCAUCUACAAAGAUGCCUCCACCUCAAGCCAGUCGCUCCUUUUCUUUCAAUCUGGGUGCAGCCCAAGAGUUUGAUCUGCGGAAGGCGGUCAUGGAUUCGAUAUCAAAGUCGAUUGGCCUGGUGCAGUCAUCCGCUAGUGUGGCACCUUCUGUUGAAGCCUCGCCCAUGGUUGGCCCUCACGAGGCGCCUUUUCAAAGAGCAGUGUUCAACUCUUCAUUUGGAUCCUUGGGAAUGCUCGGACAGCACGGCCGCGACGAUGAAUCGACAAUGACCGCCUCGAGCUACAGCACGCCUAACCUGCCAGAUCUCGAGAACGAAGUCGAGAUUCUGUUUUUCCCACAGGAUAGCACGCUCGUCAAAGCCGGGGACAAGAAUGCAGGGCUGUACUACGUGAUUGACGGGAUCCUAGAUGUCUCGAUGCCCGCCGAAUCAGACGAAAUGGCAGCUCAUAGCCCGGGCCUGAACUUCAGCAGCACGCCGCGCUCAACUGGCGAGGCUAUGCUGAAAAGCGAAGAGAAGCUGCGAACAUUGUUCACAGUCAAGCCUGGUGGUAUCGCUGGCUAUCUCUCAUCCCUGUCUGGCUUUCCGUCCUAUGUGGACAUCAAAGCAAAGACAGACGCAUACGUCGGAUUCUUACCUGUCAAAGCGCUCGAGCGGAUCAUGGACCGGAGGCCAAUCGUCCUCUUAACGCUCGCCAAGCGUCUGAGCGGCUUGCUAUCUCCGCUCGUGCUACAUAUCGAUAGCGCGCUCGAAUGGAUGCAAGUGGAUGCCGGACAAGUCAUCUACCGUCAACACGAUCGAUCUGAUUCAUUCUUCAUUGUCAUCCAAGGCCGAUUGCGGUCAAUCGCAGAAAAGGCUGCAGGAGGCGUGGAGAUCCUCGGAGAGUACGGGCAGGGGGAGAGCGUUGGUGAAAUCGACUGCAUCACUGGCUCUCGCCGACCAUCUACAUUACACGCCAUCCGGGACACGGAGCUUGCACGCAUGCCCAUGACACUGUUCAAUGCCAUCUCUGUACGGCAUCCUUCCACCACAAUCAAAAUCACGCGCACGAUUGCUGCUCGCGUCAGGCGCGAAGUAGACGAAAAGUCACGUAGCAUCAAGUCGCCUGGCUUGGGCAAAAAUAACCUAAAUUUGAAGACUGUUGCCAUCAUACCCGUCACCCAGCAUGUGCCCGUUACGGAAUUUGCUGCCAAGCUACGCGCAGCUCUGGGUGAUAUUGGCGCACCAACUUCUUACCUCAAUCAAGCUACCAUCACUGCAGCAAUGGGCAGGCACGCGUUCAGUCGGAUGGGCAAACUCAAGCUAGCCGGCUGGCUAGCAGAUACCGAGCAACGAUAUCGCAUCGUCAUGUAUGUCGCUGACACAGUCGUCAGCUCGCCAUGGACGCAGACGUGCAUCCGUCAGGCUGACUGCAUCCUUCUGAUUGCUAACGGGGCCUCAGAUCCAUCAAUCGGCGAAUACGAGCGCCUGCUUAUCGGCAUGAAGACCACCGCUCGAAAAGAGCUCAUCAUUUUACAUCCAGAGCGCAGUGUCCUGCCUGGCUCGACGCGGCCAUGGCUCAAGGCGAGGCCAUGGAUCCAUGCGCAUCACCACAUCGAAAUGCAUGGCUUGCCUAUAGCACCGUCAGGGCCUGGUCACGAUGCUAAGCCCGUGCUUGCCCUGCGCAAUUUCAAAGCCCGUGUGCAACACCGCUUCGAGAAGUAUCGUGGCCGGGACGAUCGCAAUGCACCGACUCGUAUGGCGUCUCUCAACGACUUCGGCAGGUUAGCGAGACGUCUCUGUGGGCGUUCAGUCGGUGUCGUGCUCGGCGGUGGAGGUGCUAGAGGCAUCUCCCACCUAGGCGUUCUAAAGGCACUGCUAGAGCGCGAUAUCCCUAUUGAUGCUAUUGGUGGUACGAGCAUAGGCUCCCUCAUAGGCGGCCUCUACGCUCGCAACGGCGAUCUCGUGUCGACAUUUGGUCGGACUAAGCGUUUCUCGGGCCGCAUGUCCACCCUAUGGCGGAUACUCACAGAUGUCACGUAUCCCCUUGUGGCCUACACGACGGGCCACGAGUUCAAUCGAGGCGUAUAUAAAGAGUUGCUUGACUAUCACAUCGAAGACCUAUGGAUCAACUUCUUCUGCAACACGACGAAUAUCACGCAUAGUAGAAUGGACGUGCACACGACAGGCUACGCAUGGCGGUAUAUUCGAGCCUCAAUGUCACUCGCAGGUCUCUUGCCACCGCUCUGCGACGAAGGCAACAUGCUCGUCGACGGAGGCUAUUGCGACAAUUUACCAGUAUCUGUGAUGCUGUCGAUGGGUGUGGACAAGGUGUUUGCAAGCGACGUUGGAUCAAUUGACGACACUUCGCCGCGCAACUUUGGCGAGUCAGUCUCUGGCUGGUGGGUCCUGCUCAAUCGGUGGAACCCAUGGAGUGCGACUCGGGAUAUUCCGAGCAUCACAGAGAUCCAGAGUCGUCUGACAUACGUGUCAAGUGUCAAAACCCUGGAAGAAGCCAAAACGACGCCUGGCGUGUUCUACAUGCGUAUGCCCGUGGAAGGCUAUGGUACGAUGCAGUUCGGCCGUUUCAAUGAGAUCUAUCAGGCCGGCUCGGUAGCAGCCGAGGCGAUGCUACACAAGUGGGCGCAGCAAGGUCGCCUGCCCAAUGGACUAGAGGCGUCUCCCACGACCAAGGCCGAGACGGCACGUCGUGGCCGAGGCUUGCGACGUAAUUCUGUGUAA